AUGAACGGCGAUACAUAUUCAUCAAGAGGCAUGGCACCUUCAACGACAAAACCUAAAAGGGAAGAUGGAGCUACUACUGACAAGAAAGCAUCAACAGAUCGACAUGGUUCGUCUAGAGAUUAUCACUCCCGAGAUGAUCGACGUGGUGGUGAUAGAGAUCGAAGACGCUCGCGCUCUCCAGGACAUCGAGGCUCCAGAAAUUCUCGCCGCGAUGGAGAAUUAGAUACACGGGGUGCGGAUUCUUACUCGACGAGUCGCGAAUACAGAGAGCGGGAACGUGAAGAUAGGUAUUCGGGCAGGGAAAGAAGAGGUGGUGGUGGCGAGCGAGAGUGGGAUAGAGAUCGUGGAGCAGCAAGACGAGAUGCUAGAAGGGACGAUGAUGAAAGACCGCCGCGCAGAGAUAACAGAGAUUUAUUCGACGAUAGACGUGGUGGCGGAGGUGGUAGAAGGGGUGGUGAUCGAGGCGACCGAAGAGAUCGUGGAGAUCGUGGAGAUCGUGGAGAUCGUGGAGAUGCCGACGGAGGAUUCGCAGCUCAACGAGCCGCAAAGCGAGACAAGAGUCCAACACCUCCACCAAAGAAGAGAGAGCCCACACCAGAUUUGACGGAUGUUGUAUCAGUUUUGGAGCGCAAGAGGAGAUUGACACAAUGGGAUAUCAAACCACCAGGAUAUGAAAAUGUUACUGCGGAGCAAGCUAAACUUUCGGGCAUGUUCCCACUUCCAGGAGCACCACGACAACAACCCAUGGAUCCAAGCAAGCUUCAAGCUUUUAUGGCACAACCCAGUGGACAAGUCACAAAUGCAGCUCUCAAACCUUCAAACUCCAGACAAUCAAAACGGCUCCUUGUUCAUAACAUUCCUGCUGAUACUAAGGAAGAGACUAUUGUUAGUUUCUUCAAUCUUCAGCUUAAUGGAUUGAAUGUCAUUGAGGGUUCUGAUCCUUUAAUCUCAGCACAAGUUUCGAAAGAUGGCUCAUUUGCUUUACUUGAAUUCAAAACACAAUCUGAUGCUACUGUUGCUUUAGCAUUGGAUGGAAUUACCAUGGAUGGCAAUGACCAUAUGGAAACAGGAAAUGGCUCCGCAGAUACGCGAGGUCUUUCCAUUCGUCGUCCAAAAGAUUACAUUGUACCAGCCGUUACUGAUGAAACACCAUUCGAACCAGGUGUGAUUUCUACCGUUGUAGCUGAUACUCAAAACAAAAUCAGUGUUACUAAUAUUCCUCACUAUUUGAAUGAUGAGCAAGUUACAGAACUAUUAGUGUCUUUCGGAGAGUUGAAGGCUUUCAUAUUGGUCAAGGAUAGCAAUACAGAUGAAUCACGAGGAAUUGCUUUCUGUGAAUAUGUGGAUCCUGCUGCAACUGAUAUUGCUGUUGAGGGUCUUAAUGGUAUGGAGCUUGGUGAUAAACAUCUCAAAGUUCAGAGAGCUAGCAUUGGUAACACCCAAGUAUCUGGUUUGGAGAUGAGCGUCAAUGCUAUGUCUAUGCUUGCUGGUACUACGUCACAGGAUCUCGAGAAUGGCAGAGUAUUACAAUUACUCAACAUGGUCACUCCUGAAGAACUCAUUGAUAACGAAGAUUACGAGGAAAUCUGUGAGGAUGUCAAGGAAGAAUGCGAGAAAUAUGGCAAAGUUCUGGAAAUGAAAGUCCCAAGACCAACUGGUGGCAGUAGACAAUCAACUGGAGUUGGUAAGAUCUUUGUGAAGUUUGACACACCAGACUCAGCAGGAAAGGCUCUCAAGGCCCUCGCGGGUAGGAAAUUCGCAGAUCGUACUGUCGUUACUACCUACUUCCCGGAGGAAAAUUUCGAAGUCGGCGCAUGGUAGAUACUGGAUCAACAUACCGGAUUUAUCACCACGAUCCCCUUCCAGAGGUCCUUACUUAUCUCCCUGGUACUCAUUACUCACGAAACGAUGUAAUGCAAAAUUUACUCACAAAAGGAAGUUUUUCUUCUUCCUCGUCACACAAAAUACUAUAUCUUCUGUACUUUUAGCAUUAUAGCAUCCAUCCAUUGGCGAGUUUUUAGGAUUCUCACUGUUACUGUUUCAGAGCAGAAUCGAUAGGAGUCUUUAUAUGACUCGAGAAAGCAAAUUAGUUUACUACUUACCUAUCUACCUACCUAUAGUUUCAAAUAGGUUCUUUUGUUUGCGAAUUAACCGAUUUGAUUGUCUAGCGAGAUAUCUAGCUUUAGCGUGAAUUUCAACUAUGUUAUUAAUGAUAUUAGGGGGUGGGGGUGUGUAUGCUUUAUGC
Molecule: messenger RNA, 2245 nt
Organism: Botrytis porri
Lineage: Eukaryota; Fungi; Ascomycota; Leotiomycetes; Helotiales; Sclerotiniaceae
Exons: 5
Coding region: 1-1821 (606 amino acids)
Biological process (GO): mRNA processing
Cellular component (GO): nucleus; commitment complex; nuclear speck
Molecular function (GO): poly-pyrimidine tract binding; pre-mRNA 3'-splice site binding
Source: RefSeq, a predicted model, not a curated record